AUCACCUCACAAAACGGCCCACCGGGUGAACAAAUCAAGCGCUUCAUGACGGCAGCUCAUGAACAACAGAACCUGUGCAUGUCGUGACCUAAAAACGUUACAUUUCAACGGGUUUUAACAUCCGUUCCUCUGGAAUACAGAGACGACUUUGAGGAAUAGGAUAUUAUUUUAUCGUCAAGGUAAAUCAACGGGUGAUGCAAGCAACUGAUGCCAACAAUUUGAUCACCUCCUCCUCCUUAAAUUAUAGGGAAACAGUUUGCCUCAUAAAUCUGCAACUCGUUUUUGUCAGUCAACCCGACAGCAACUGAUGGCAACCGGUGCCAAGAGACCAUCCCUGCAGGGUCCUGUGCCCCCUCCUCGCAAGAAGACGACUCCCAAACCGGAGCUGACCGAAGAGCAGAAGCAGGAGAUCCGGGAUGCCUUCGAGCUGUUUGACACCGAUGGAUCCGGAUACAUCGAUGUCAAGGAGCUCAAGGUUGCCAUGAGGGCUCUGGGGUUUGAACCGAAGAAAGAGGAGAUCAAGAAGAUGAUUGGAGACGUGGAUAAGGACGGCACAGGGAAGAUCUCUUUCGCUGACUUCCUCUCUGUCAUGACGCAGAAAAUGGCCGAGAAGGACUCCAAAGAGGAGAUCCUUAAAGCUUUCCGCCUAUUUGACGACGACGAGACGGGCAAGAUCUCAUUCAAGAACCUGAAGAGAGUUGCAAAGGAGCUGGGAGAGAACCUCACGGAUGAAGAGCUGCAGGAAAUGAUAGAUGAAGCAGACAGGGAUGGAGACGGAGAGGUGAACCAGCAGGAGUUCCUGCGCAUUAUGAAGAAAACUUGUCUGUACUGAGGGAAGUGAAUGACACCGGGAGGGGUCCAGUGGUGGUUUCUCUGCUCAUAUAUCGAAUGUACCGUUCCUUAUUGUGUUUUGGCUUUCAGUUCCACUCCCAAAGAAUCAAUCAAAUGUUUAACUGCACUAAUAGAAAGUUGUGUAAGACUUAAAUGUCAUCCUCUGAUUUACACGUUAAUCUACAUUCACCAGAAAACAAGAGAGCUCUCGUUUUCUUGCUUGGAAUUCUACAUAUUUUUCUGAAAAGAGCGUUGAUAAUAUUAAGGAUAAUAUGUAGGUUACUCAUUGUCAAGUAAUCUGUUUCUAUGUCCAUAUGGUGACACAUUACAUUCCAAUGCUUUGACAAUACAAUAUGCACAUUACAUCUGGUUUACACUGGUAACUUCAGUGUCUCAUGCUUAAAUAACCUCUGAUUGGAACCCGCUGUCUCUUAUAGCUUUGAUCAUCUAUGUAUCCCUCAGUGUAGAACUAUGUAUAAUAGACCAAAUACGCUGUAUUCUUGAGUGUUUUGUAAGAUGAAGUGAUUUUAAUGAGUAGAUAAACAGCAUAUACAUGUUUUAAAGUACAAAUUAAAUAUCUUGAAGCAG
Pungitius pungitius (ninespine stickleback) is the source of this 1419-nucleotide messenger RNA. RefSeq names its product centrin, EF-hand protein, 2 (gene cetn2). Gene Ontology annotation, molecular function: calcium ion binding. NCBI's taxonomy places the organism in Eukaryota, Metazoa, Chordata, Actinopteri, Perciformes, Gasterosteidae. The transcript is spliced from 5 exons. Gene Ontology annotation, cellular component: centrosome; centriole. Bases 308 to 832 code for a protein of 174 amino acids. The record is from RefSeq and is a predicted model, not a curated record. Gene Ontology annotation, biological process: centriole replication; mitotic cell cycle; nucleotide-excision repair.